AUGGCACUGCGGUUGUGCGAUGUGGGCGAUGUGGGCGGUGUGGGCGGUGUGGGCGGCGAGGGCGGCCGCGUGCGCGCAGCCGCGGAGCGGGGCCGCGCCGCACGGCCCUCGCGUGCGCCGCAGUGGUUAUCGAGCGGGGCCCGCGCGCCGCGCUCGCCGCGCCAGCCACAGACAGCACGGCCUCCGCUGCCGCUGCUCCACCGCAGCCCCGGCUCGGCACCGCUCCGGCGCGGCGCCCCCGACACAGGGUCUUCCCUGGCGCGCCCCUCGGACAGGGCCGGGCAGGGGGCGGCGCCCACGCAGCCAAGAGCGAGUCGAGGACGCCCAGGAGCAGGUAUGCCACACGUAACGUCCUGACGAGAAGAGAAACACGACCCGUGCGAACGUGCAGAUUGCCAACCUGAAAACCUUUCGCAGGCGGCGGGAGGCGGCCGCAACUGGAUUCGGCUGCUCCGGCGCGGGCGCGGGCGGCACCGCCGCCACCGGCCACCACGCCCCCGCACUAUACCUCGGCCCCGCUGCGCCUUCGGCCUCCGGCACGCGGCUGCACGAGGGGCUGCAGCGCCCCCAGCGCCGCGAGCGCCCAAACAGCGCACUGCGCACUCGCGCUGGAAGGGAGGUCGCGAUUUCAUUCGGCCUCUCUUUCUCGCUUCUGGUAUUCUUGAGAAACCCAGGACGGUCAUUACUCACGCAAAGUUUUGAUUGGAAACUAAAUGAGCGAUACUCAGCGUUGACCGUACUCAAUCGUCUGUUGGAUUUCCACUUGCCUCAUCGCUUCACGAAGGACGGCAUUUCCCUCGCUUCUUCCUCCGAACGCUUCG
Messenger RNA from Gryllus bimaculatus (two-spotted cricket), 821 nucleotides. NCBI's taxonomy places the organism in Eukaryota, Metazoa, Arthropoda, Insecta, Orthoptera, Gryllidae. The record is from the annotation of a GenBank genome assembly.